This is a messenger RNA of Beta vulgaris subsp. vulgaris (sugar beet), 2505 nucleotides long. RefSeq names its product ABC transporter G family member 21. The record is from RefSeq and is a predicted model, not a curated record. Gene Ontology annotation, cellular component: membrane. NCBI's taxonomy places the organism in Eukaryota, Viridiplantae, Streptophyta, Magnoliopsida, Caryophyllales, Amaranthaceae. Bases 268 to 2307 code for a protein of 679 amino acids. Gene Ontology annotation, molecular function: ATP binding; ABC-type transporter activity; ATP hydrolysis activity. The transcript has 5 exons.
AACAUCAUGCAUGCUAGCUCACACAACAAACUCUAGCUCUCACUUCUAUCCCCAUCCUCUUCAUCUUUAUAUCAUCUAAAUUUGCAUGUGAUUCCUUCACCUAGCUAGCUUCUCUUUUUCUCCAUUAAUCGAACCCUUUAGAGUUUAGUUUAUACUAUUCGCUAAUUUAACCUACACGUUCUUCAUAUCAUCCUUUUUCAUUUACGCUGUCUAUAAUAUAUAGUUCUUCCAAAAUCUAUAUAUUUUUCCUCAAACAAGCCCUUGAAAAUGAUGCCUAUAGAGCAAGAUCCUACGUCCAAUUCUACAAGUCCUUCCAUAAAAAUCCAUCAUAAUGCGGCUAAUACAAACCCUGAGGAAUUCUCUGCUCAUAUGGAGCCGUCAUUGUCGAAUCGAGCUAUAAGUCCUUGUUUGGAGGAUUUGGAACCCUUCCAUCAACAAUCAGUUCCUCCUCAAUUCUCUACUUUGCAUGGAUCCCUCCGCCCUAUCAUACUCAAGUUCGAAGAUGUUACAUACAACAUUACAUUACAUCCAACACAAGAGUCUGCUUGCUGCUUAGGCAACACAAGUCCAAAGCUUAACCGGGUGAUUCUUGAUGGUGUAACCGGAAUUGUACGCCCUGGCGAGCUCCUAGCAAUGCUAGGCCCGUCAGGCAGUGGCAAGACAACCCUCCUCACUGCCCUAGGAGGCCGACUACCAGGCAAAAUAUCCGGUGGUUCAAUAACCUAUAAUCAACACCCAUUUUCAAGAUCUGUCAAGCGUAAAAUUGGUUUCGUAACCCAAGAUGAUGUGCUCUACCCACAUUUGACUGUAUUAGAAACAUUAACAUAUACUGCCCUUUUAAGGUUACCUAAAAAGUUGACCAAACAAGACAAAAUAAAUCAAGUGGGUGUGGUUAUUAAUGAAUUAGGCCUAACCAGGUGUCAAAAUACCAUGAUUGGUGGAACCAUUUUUCGAGGGGUCUCAGGAGGAGAGAGAAAAAGGGUUAGUAUAGGACAAGAGAUGCUAGUCAAUCCUAGUCUAUUGUUAUUAGAUGAGCCCACAUCGGGUUUGGACUCAACAACAGCUCAACGGAUUAUGGCCACACUUAAAGGGCUAGCCCGCGGUGGGCGUACCAUUGUGACCACGAUCCAUCAACCAUCAAGUAGACUAUACCAGAUGUUUGAUAAGGUGGUGGUGUUAUCCGAAGGCUGUCCAAUUUAUAGUGGGAGUGCUAGCCGUGUUAUGGACUAUUUUUGCUCCAUUGGGUUAAUGCCUGGGUUCAACCUCAUUAAUCCAGCUGAUUUUCUGCUUGAUCUUGCUAAUGAUCAACUUGAACACCAUACCAGAUUGGAGCAUCCCGAAAACAGUGCAACUUCAACUAAGCAAUUUCUAACAUCUUCAUAUAAGAAAUACCUAUAUCCUGGAUUGAAGGCUGAAACUCACCAGGGAUUAUUGGGAGAUCAAACUCAUUCAAAUUUGAAACUUUUACAUAAAAGUAGUGAAGAAAAGCAAUGGAGCACAACAUGGUGGGAGCAGUUCAAGGUGUUGCUGCAAAGAGGGUUGAAAGAGAGACGACAUGAGUCAUAUUCUAGUCUAAGAAUCUUCCAAGUCUUAUCUGUUGCCAUUAUUUCUGGACUUUUAUGGUGGCACUCCGAUAUUACCCAUAUACAAGAUCAGGUUGGGCUACUUUUCUUCUUCUCCAUAUUUUGGGGGUUUUUCCCCUUAUUCAAUGCCAUCUUCGCCUUCCCUCAAGAGCGACCAAUGCUAAUAAGAGAAAGAGCCUCAGGCAUGUAUCACCUCUCAGCGUACUACCUAGCACGUAUGGUUGGGGACUUGCCCAUGGAACUCGUACUCCCUACCAUUUUUGUAAGCAUUACAUACUACAUGGGCGGACUUAAGCCCUCCCCCCUAACCUUUAUCCUCACCCUUGCAAUCGUCCUCUACAACGUGCUCGUCUCUCAAGGCCUCGGACUAGCCCUAGGCGCGAUGUUAAUGGACGUCAAGCAGGCCACCACCUUAGCCUCGGUGAUCAUGCUUGUCUUUUUACUAGCUGGAGGGUAUUACAUUCAGCACAUACCGCCUUUUAUAGCAUGGUUGAAGUAUGUAUCGUUCAGUCACUAUUGCUACAAGCUUCUCGUUGGGGUGCAAUAUUCAGGAUAUGAGGUUUAUGAAUGUGGGUUCAAGAUGCGUUGUAAGGUGGUUGAUUAUCCUACAAUUAAGCAUCUUGGCAUCCAUAAUUUGGCGUUUGAUGUUGCUGCCUUAACUAUCAUGUUUGUGGGUUAUAGGCUUUUGGCUUAUGCUGCUUUAAGGAUGAACCAUCCACAUUAACUAUUGUAAUUAUUAUACUUGAGACUUGUGAGACUGUAUAUUAUAAUUAAGAAGAUUUAGAAAGAUAUAAUCCUUAGGAGAAAUGACUUGUUAAAUUGCCUUACAUGUAACAGGUUAUGUUAAGCUGAUAACCAUAAGUCAAGAAGUUCCACAAAUCCGAUUGCAAAUAAUAUAUAUAAUCUUUUGCAGUUCUCUUAA